AUGAUCAUUGAAGCGCCGGAAGCACUUCGUGCUUGGCUCACCAAAGAAAUGGCCCCAAUAUGUGAUGCCGAGCCGGGUGCUAUUGCGAAGUACGUUUUGGCGCUUCUGCGCAAGGAUAAGCCGGAGCCGGAACUGAUGGAGUUCUGCAUCGAACAGCUCGACGUCUUCCUACAGAGCAGUCAGUUGUUUUUCGACCUUUCUUUCCGCCUGCUGUUUGCUAAUUGCCAUACGAUCUUUACAGAAGCAAAAUCGUUUGUGGAAAGACUGUUCCGUGUGAUCAAAGAGCGCAGCUAUAUUGGACCAGUGACAAGUUCGGUUGCAACCGUUUCGGCAGUUCCUGCGAAAGAAUCCGGGACGGCACAUGAAAAGAAAAAGGAUAUUGAUGAGCGGAGAGAGGUGAAGGAGAAAGAGAAGGAAAAGCGAGAGGAUUUGAGGAAGAAGAGUAUUAGUGCGAGCGACAAGGAGAAGGAGCAGCAGAAAUUCGGGAAGGUUCGGGAUGAGCGAGAGACCGAGAAGAUUGCUGUGGCAGCUGAGCCAGCGGCAGUGCAACCUCAGAAACCGGUGCGAAAAAGAAUAUCGCCGCCGCCUAAUGUCUCUGCACGCGAUGAUUCGCGUCGUGAUCACGCAGCACCCCGGUUUGAAAGACGCCGUAGCCGAUCACCACGUGAUCGGCGACUGGAAAGACCUGAUCGAAAUCUAGAUCGGCGUGUGCAGUUACCGCCCGCGCGACUACAGUAUCGGCAGAUGGAUCGAUACAAAAGUGAGCGUCCGGAUCGGUUAGAACGCAAACGAUCUCGUUCACCUUAUGAUAGACCGAGGCGUGAAAAAAGCACCGAGCCGGAGAUGCGGAAGAAGAAGCGUUGUCGCGAUUACGAUGAGAAAGGUUACUGCAUGAAAGGGGACCAGUGCAUGUUUGAUCACGGACCGGACCCUGUGGUUGUAGAUGAUAUUGCACUUGAGAAGAUGGUCACUAAUGGAGCGAAGCCGGCUGUAACUCAUCUAACACCAAAUUUCUCUGUGCCACCGCCCGGCUACACACCUCUGAAUCCUCCACCACCCGGUGUUGACAGUGUCUACGCCACAAACUCUCGUACUGUAGCACCGGCGGCCAGCUUGUCCGAAGGAUAUAAUCCAGAAGCUCCGGCACUAAGUGCUCCUUCGUUACCACUGGUCGCAGCGCCAGCUGCAGCUCCUUCAAUGGAUUUCUCGGUUCCACCACCGCCACUUCCGACAGCUGUGCCUAAUCAGGCCUGGAGACCAACAAACUACACUGUUCCUCCGGCGUCCUCGGUUCUCAUUCAUCCAACAACCAAUGUAUACGACCCAACGCAAUCUGCAAUCACUGCACCAUCGCCCAAUGUCACUCAGGUUUCUUUUUUUUUCACUAUUCUAAAGUUGAAAAUUUUAGGGAACGAAUGCAGUUAUGGCGCUUUUCCUUGUUUAUCUGGUGGAUUUUUCCACAUAAUUGUUGCGGGGCAAUUAAAGCUAGUCGUCCUUGUGACCACUUAAUU
Messenger RNA from Gongylonema pulchrum, 1511 nucleotides. Lineage: Eukaryota; Metazoa; Nematoda; Chromadorea; Rhabditida; Gongylonematidae. The record is from the annotation of a GenBank genome assembly.